ACAUGAUUACCCUGUGAUUUCUUUGCCUUUCUCUCCUUUAGUGUCUCUCAGUCACUGGGGCUGUUAUCAGUGUGAAUAUACUGAGUCUAGACUGAACUUUGCUGAGGCCUUUUGGAGCAGAAUGCACCCAGUCCGCUGGUUCCUCGCAGUUCUCCUGGUAGUUGGCGCCUCUGAGCUUUGUUGUGCCGGACCUCUCCAUGCCCAGUGCAAAGUAGAAUGGUACUUUGGAAUACCAUGUCAAGUGGUUUAUGAAUCCCUGGUCUCACAGAUUAAGAAGUGGAGAACCAUGGCUGGCUGCACCAUGGGAGGACAGAGGUGCCUGUACAAGCUGCAGUCUGCCUCUGUCCACUUCAUAGCAGCCAAGCACACCACUCCUUUUAAGAAGUAUGUGGAUGACAUCAACUUCCGCCUGGUCUCCUAUCACUUCUUCACUUGCUGUCACGUUUCAGCCAUGUCCAUCUCUGAGAACUGGCAUGCCAUUAAAGACCAUGGCACCAACUACUGCAACCUCUACAACCUCAUGGAGGGAAGUGGUCUAACCGAGGCAAGGGGUUAUAGAGAAGUCACCAGUGACUUCCAGUGUACCCAGCGCUCUUCUGCUAACUGCACUAUCUACUGACUGAAUAUUAUGGAUGACCAGAGACCAUCACAGAAUAUCAAGACAAUUUAGAAGUUUGGAUUUUCUUCUUUUUUUUGAAUGGCUAGAAAAAACAUUCAUUUGCAGGCUGUAUUCAAAUCAUAAUAGCAUGAUAUUAUCUGCUUGCUGCUGUUGUAUUUUGGGAUUCAUUUUAUGUUCUCCUUGUGCAAUAAACACAUAAUGAAUAAAUCGAAACAUUAUUCAAUUUA
Lates calcarifer (barramundi perch) is the source of this 846-nucleotide messenger RNA. RefSeq lists its product as uncharacterized. The transcript is spliced from 5 exons. The record is from RefSeq and is a predicted model, not a curated record. NCBI's taxonomy places the organism in Eukaryota, Metazoa, Chordata, Actinopteri, Centropomidae. Bases 122 to 619 code for a protein of 165 amino acids.